AUGGCUGAGAAUUUUGCAAUAAUUGAGAACACCCGGUUCGAAGACCAAAUAGUCCCAGACAAAGACAUUACUUUGCCUUCAGCUGACGGUAGUUUGAACAUUGUGUCCAACUGGACAACUUACACUGACACUGAUCUGGACCAGUAUCUCCUAUCACCAGCUCCAUCAUCCCCAGCCCUUCGAAAACGACAAAGGCGUGAUAGCGCUUCAGUGGUCGGUGAAUUUUUUAACGAGGAUGGUGGGCUAAAACCUUCAAUUUUAAGCAACACCAACAACCUACGAAUUGGUCUGUUGGGCAGCUCUAACAACAUGUACACAAACUUGAUGACUCCCCGGAUUUCAUCAAACAUUGGCACUAUGGCGCCGACGAGCCAUAUGGUCCAGCACAACGGCCAACAACAGUCGCAGAUCAACAUUUGUGUGACAGACGAAGGUCGGAGGGACAUGGAAUGGGAUGAUUUUUCUUCUCAUAUAAAGGUCGAGCCAGAAGACUUUGACGUUGACUCCAUGAUCUGUGAUGCUUACGCUCUCCCCCCGGAGACUCAUGAACUAGAUAUGUCCAGUGAGAGGAAUAAGGCCAUGUGGGAUGACAUUCGCGUCGGCAUGCACCUGGUCACUUCCCAAGACGGCAUGAAAGAUGAUAUGGCAGCUCGUAUUAAAUGUGAGCCGCAGGACAAUGACUGGUCCAAGCCGGCGUGCCAGUUUAAUUCUCUUAUCCCACCCUGCAAGUACGAACAGAAUAAUCGUCUCCCCUGCAUCGUGGACGCAAAACCCAACCUCAGUGACCCCCUUGGUCAUCGGACUAAAGGGCCAGUGGGUAUUUCUCAGCAAAUGCCCCUGUCCUAUACCCAAACAUUAUCCAACUUUUCAUCAACUACCUCUUUAUCCUCUUCCAAUUCAUCUUUGUCUUCAUCAUCGUCCCUCUCUUCGUCAUCGUCAUCAUCGUCGAUUGGUCCUAUCUUUCCUACACCUCCAAACUCACAGCCUGCUAGUCCCAACCAGGACACCCCACUUCGCCGUACACCUCCACCACCAUACCCGGGUAAUGCAAGGCAUUACAUGAAGUCUAAUCCUACUGUCUUGUCUGUUCCACCUGUGAGUACUGUCUCAAAGAAAAUUCCCCAAACACAUCCAGGAUGCUCUACGAUAAAAUAUAACAGGAAGAACAACCCUGAACUCGAAAAAAGACGGGUUCAUUUUUGCGACUUCCCAAAUUGCCGCAAAGCAUACACAAAGAGUUCCCAUUUGAAAGCUCAUCAACGAAUCCACACAGGUGAAAAGCCAUAUCUCUGUCACUUCAGCAACUGUCAGUGGCGUUUUGCUCGCUCUGAUGAAUUGACUCGACACAUCCGUAAACAUACUGGCGCUAAACCAUUCAAGUGCAAAGUUUGUGAGCGUUGCUUUGCUCGUUCAGAUCACCUUGCUCUCCACAUGAAGCGCCACGAGCCAAAAAACAAAUGA
Molecule: messenger RNA, 1461 nt
Organism: Acanthosepion pharaonis
Lineage: Eukaryota; Metazoa; Mollusca; Cephalopoda; Sepiida; Sepiidae
Source: the annotation of a GenBank genome assembly